This is a messenger RNA of Paramormyrops kingsleyae, 2744 nucleotides long. RefSeq names its product endoplasmin-like. Gene Ontology annotation, biological process: protein folding. NCBI's taxonomy places the organism in Eukaryota, Metazoa, Chordata, Actinopteri, Osteoglossiformes, Mormyridae. The record is from RefSeq and is a predicted model, not a curated record. Gene Ontology annotation, molecular function: ATP-dependent protein folding chaperone; ATP binding; ATP hydrolysis activity.
UGGUGUGUCGCAAUUGGCUUUGCCGCCUUUCCUCGGGUCCCAGGAACAGAGGAACAUUCUGGGAGGAAGCGGGGCUGACUGGGGUCUGGAAGUUAGUAUUGCAGUGAAGGCGAUAAUGAGCGUCUGUCUUUGUUUUUAAUAAAGUAAAAGAAGUAGAAUAAUAAGUAUGAAACGACUGUGGAUUAUUGGUUUUGUUUGUGCUCUUCUUGCAUUUGCAGUAUCAGUUAAAGCAGACAAUAUCUACACUGAUGGGUCAGUGGAAGAGGAGCUGGGGAAAAGCCGGGAUGGCUCCAGAACUGAUGAUGAGGUGGUUCAGAGGGAGGAAGAGGCUAUCCAGCUAGAUGGCCUGAAUGCAUCGCAGAUAAAGGAAAUUCGGGAGAAAUCAGAAAAACAUGCCUUCCAGGCCGAGGUGAACAGGAUGAUGAAGUUGAUAAUCAACUCUCUGUACAAGAAUAAGGAGAUUUUCCUUAGAGAGCUUAUCUCCAAUGCUUCUGAUGCCCUGGACAAGAUUCGCUUGCUUUCCCUGACUGAUGAGAACGCUCUCGCUGGAAAUGAGGAGUUGACCAUUAAAAUAAAAGCUGACAAAGAGAAGAAUGUAUUGCAUAUUACAGAUACUGGAAUUGGAAUGACCAAAGAGGACCUGGUGAAGAACCUGGGCACCAUUGCAAAGUCUGGCACCAGCGAGUUUCUCAACAAGUUAACAGAGAUGCAGUUGGAAGACCAGUCCACCUCUGAGUUAAUUGGACAGUUUGGUGUUGGUUUCUACUCUGCCUUCCUUGUGGCCGACAGCGUCAUUGUUACCUCAAAGCACUACAAUGAUACACAGCACAUUUGGGAGUCUGACUCGAAUGAGUUCUCGGUGGUCACGGACCCUCGUGGGAAUACCCUAGGCAGGGGCACCACCAUCACGUUGGUCAUGAAGGAAGAGACAUCUGAUUACCUGGAGCUAGAGACUAUUAAAAACUUGGUGAAGAAAUACUCCCAGUUCAUCAAUUUUCCCAUCUACGUGUGGAAUAGCAAGACUGAAACAGUUGAGGAGCCUUUUGAAGACGAUGAUGUAGAGGAGAGCAAAAAAGAUGCUGGUGAAGAUGAAGCUGAAGUAGAAGAGGAAGAUGAGGACAAACCAAAGACCAAAAAGGUAGAGAAGACUGUAUGGGAUUGGGAGCUGAUGAAUGAUAUUAAGCCAGUCUGGCAGAGACCUGCCAAGGAGGUAGAGGAGGAUGAAUAUAAAGCCUUCUACAAGUCCUUCUCGAGGGAUUCUGAUGAGCCAAUGUCCCACAUCCACUUCACUGCUGAGGGAGAGGUGACCUUCAAAUCCAUCCUCUUUGUGCCUUCUGUGGCUCCUCGUGGACUUUUUGAUGAGUACGGGUCCAAAAAAAGUAAUUUUAUCAAGCUGUUUGUUCGAAGAGUGUUCAUCACUGAUGACUUUCAUGAUAUGAUGCCCAAAUACCUGAACUUUAUCAAAGGAGUGGUUGAUUCUGAUGACCUACCUCUCAAUGUGUCCAGAGAGACGCUACAGCAACACAAACUAUUGAAGGUCAUCCGCAAGAAGCUGGUGCGCAAGACCCUGGAUAUGAUGAAGAAGAUCACAGAUGAGCAAUAUGAGAAGUUCUGGAAAGAAUUUGGCACCAACAUUAAACUGGGUGUCAUUGAGGACCACUCCAACAGGACUCGUCUAGCAAAGCUGCUUCGCUUCCAGACAUCCCACAAUGACACUGUCCUUUCUGGCCUGGAGCAGUAUGUGGAGAGAAUGAAGGAGAAGCAGGACAAGAUCUACUUAAUGGCUGCGACCAGCAGGAAAGAGGCGGAAUCUUCUCCAUUUGUGGAGAGGCUACUGAAGAAGGGCUAUGAAGUGAUCUACCUGAUAGAGCCUGUGGAUGAGUACUGUAUUCAAGCCCUGCCUGAAUUUGAUGGCAAACGUUUCCAGAACGUUGCCAAGGAGGGUGUCAACUUUGAUGAGACUGACCAGGCCAAGGAGAAGAGGGAGGCCCUUGAAAAGGAAUUUGAACCUCUCACAACCUGGAUGAAGGACAAGGCCUUGAAAGACAAGAUCGAGAAGGCUGUUCUUUCUCAGAGGCUGACCAAAUCUCCCUGCGCACUAGUUGCCAGCCAAUAUGGCUGGUCUGGAAACAUGGAGCGGAUAAUGAAAGCACAGGCCUAUCAAACGGGAAGAGACAUUUCCACAAAUUACUAUGCAAGCCAGAAGAAAACUAUAGAAAUCAACCCCAGGCAUCCUCUCAUCAAGGAGAUGCUGAAACGAGUUUCAGCUGACCCAGAGGACCAGACUGCUGCAGACCUUGCAGUAGUGCUGCUUGAAACUACCACCCUGCGCUCAGGCUAUGAGCUGGCAGACACUAAGGCUUAUGGAGAGCGGAUAGAGCGGAUGCUGCGACUCAGCAUGAACGUAGAUGUCAACGAGCAGGUGGAGGAGGAGCCAGAGGAGGAAAAUGAGGAACCUGUAGAGGAUGAUGCUGAGGAAGAGGAGUUUAAAUCUGAGGAAGAAGUGGACACCACAGACAAGGAUGAGCUGUAAUUCACAGAGCACAAGGCACUGGAGUAGGACUAGGAGGUGUUGGAUUGGAAUAAUCGGAGCCAUCUUCAGCCUGGGUGGGGGAAAUCGGAGAUUAACUAGGACACCUGCGGCUGGGUUUUUUUUUUUUUAAAGCUCUAUUUUGUGUAAAUUUAAUAUUUAACAGAUGCUUUUAUUAUACUGUCAUGAAUUAUUAAAUGUUCCUUGAUGGGUG